CAGCCUCUUGUCAUGCAUGACGAAAGCUAUCGUGAUUUGAAGGAGACCGCUGCCCGAGAGUGACGAGUGCGCGCAAGAUCGCGAUGCGGCGGGUGAAUCAAUGGUGUUAUGAUGACCGGGCAAGAGCUCCUACUCCUACUCCCACUCCUACUGCAUUGCCGCUACGGUAUCCGUCUCGUGCGUACCUGGUCGGCAACCUUCUGUCGUCACCACCGAGGCUGCAGUAGGUCAUUGUUGGUUUGUGUUUGUGUUGCGCUGAGCAGCAGCUCUCCCACCACUCUGCUGCGUCUCGACCUUAGAACCUUCUGUACUUACCUACUUGCCUUUUCACUUACCUCCGUACUCCUCUCUCACUCUCACUUCCUCACUGUCCAAUACCUCUCACCACCGACUACUGUAAUCGUAAUACCUCGAGCAUAACCUCAUCUCCACCGACAAACCUACAUCACAAUGUCUAACCGUCUGACUACCUGGCUCGGUCUCGGUGCCGCUGGAGCUGUCGGUUACUACUUCUACCACACAGCUUCAUCCGACUGCGCGCCAGCAUCGGAGCGCAAAGCUGCCGUGACGUCGCAAUUCGCUAACCCUUAUCACAGGCGGU
This is a messenger RNA of Dissoconium aciculare CBS 342.82, 601 nucleotides long. RefSeq lists its product as uncharacterized. The record is from RefSeq and is a predicted model, not a curated record. Bases 109 to 420 code for a protein of 103 amino acids. The transcript is spliced from 2 exons. Lineage: Eukaryota; Fungi; Ascomycota; Dothideomycetes; Mycosphaerellales; Dissoconiaceae.